UAAGCAAAACGAACGUCCCCACGGUCUUCUAGCCGGUUUUUAUAUAUCAUUUUAACAUUGUUGGAAUUUACGGGUUUUGUACCGUUAUUACAAACCUGAAAGCUCUGCUUUAUCUAACACACGCAUUCAGAGGUAAAAUAAUGCUGCGUAUUCUCAAUCGUACCUCUCGACUGGUAGCACCAGGUGUACGUACGUUCAGCAGUGAAGCAGCCGGUCAGCAAAAGCCUCUGGUCAUUACAGAGGUAGACGACAAAACGGGAUAUGCAACGGUGACUCUAAAUCGCCCUCCAGUGAACAGCUUGAACUUGGAGCUGUUGACUGCAAUUUCGGAAACAUUAGAUGAUCUUCAAAAUAACAAAUCCCGUGGCAUGAUAUUGACAUCGUCAUCUAAUACCGUGUUUAGCGCUGGGUUGGAUAUUAUGGAAAUGUACAAACCCAAUCAGGAUCGUUUAAGAGAAUUUUGGUCUACCCUGCAAGAUGUAUGGUUCAAGCUGUACGGAUCACCGUUCGCCACUGUGGCUGCCAUAAAUGGCCACGCUCCUGCUGGAGGAUGUUUGCUAUCACUUUGCUGCGAAUACCGCAUCAUGUGCCCCAAAUAUACUAUAGGAUUGAACGAGACGCAGCUGGGAAUUGUGGCACCGACUUGGUUCCAGGCAUCUCUCCGAAACACUGUUUCCCGUCGCGAAUCGGAAUUGGCAUUGACAUUGGGUAAAAUGUACAGCACCGAAGAGGCAUUGAAAGUUGGCUUGAUUGACGAAAUCGUGGAGAGUAAAGAGAAGGCACUGGAACGAGCUACGAAUUUCUUGAACUUGUUCCGUAAAAUUUCUCCGGUGGCCCGGGCCAUGACUAAACAAGCGCUGCGAAGCAAAGAUAUAGUGGAACUGGAGGACAAUCGCACUCAGGAUAUUGAUUUGUUCGUGUAUGCCGUUAAUCAGCCAAUGGUUCAGAAAGGUCUGGAAGUGUAUUUGGAAAAUCUUAAGAAAAAGGCCGCUCAAAAGUGAUCACGAUCAGAUGCAUUACGAAGUUGUUGGAUGUAUCGGAAAUAUCCACUAGGCAUUUAUUAUGAAAUAUUUUUCUACAUAAAAGCGAAUAAAGUCAACGUCACUGGUAGCGUAACCAGUACUAAACGA
Messenger RNA from Anopheles coustani, 1130 nucleotides. Its product is annotated as enoyl-CoA delta isomerase 1, mitochondrial-like. The transcript has 4 exons. Gene Ontology annotation, biological process: fatty acid beta-oxidation. The record is from RefSeq and is a predicted model, not a curated record. Gene Ontology annotation, molecular function: enoyl-CoA hydratase activity. Gene Ontology annotation, cellular component: mitochondrion. Bases 141 to 1001 code for a protein of 286 amino acids. NCBI's taxonomy places the organism in Eukaryota, Metazoa, Arthropoda, Insecta, Diptera, Culicidae.